Molecule: messenger RNA, 825 nt
Organism: Equus quagga
Lineage: Eukaryota; Metazoa; Chordata; Mammalia; Perissodactyla; Equidae
Gene: FDX2
Product: ferredoxin 2
Exons: 5
Coding region: 14-565 (183 amino acids)
Biological process (GO): P450-containing electron transport chain; positive regulation of oxidoreductase activity
Cellular component (GO): mitochondrion
Molecular function (GO): 2 iron, 2 sulfur cluster binding
Source: RefSeq, a predicted model, not a curated record
CGUGCUGCCUGUCAUGGCCGCCUCCGUGGCCUGGGGCGGGGUGAAUGCUGGGUUCCUGCUGCGGGCGGCCAGGGGCGCCUGGGCGAGCCGGCCCGGGGGCUUUUGGGGGCUCGGCGAGGCGGCGGCACCGGCGACAACCAGGACAUUCCGGGCGACAGGCUCGCGCCCGGCGGGGGAGGAGGAAGCCGGCGGCCCCGAGCGGCCCGGGGACGUGGUCAACGUGGUGUUCGUAGACCGGUCAGGCCAGCGGAUUCCGGUGAGCGGCAGAGUCGGGGACAAUGUCCUCCACCUGGCCCAGCGCCACGGGGUGGACCUGGAAGGGGCCUGUGAGGCGUCUCUGGCCUGCUCCACCUGCCAUGUCUACGUGAGUGAGGACCACUUGGACCUUCUGCCGCCCCCUGAUGAGAGGGAGGACGACAUGCUGGACAUGGCGCCCCUGCUCCAGGAGAACUCCCGGCUGGGCUGCCAGAUCGUGCUGACGCCCGAGCUGGAAGGGGCUGAAUUCACUCUGCCCAAGAUCACCAGGAACUUCUACGUGGAUGGCCACGUCCCCAAGCCCCACUGACACGGGCAGCUGCCCCUUCCAGGACACCCAUGGCGCCACAGCCAGGACUGGAGGAAAGGCCACGUUGCGAGCCCAGCCCAGAGCACGGACAGGCCUGAGAGAGACGUCGGAAGCACCCAGGAGGCCACAGAGAUCUGUGUCCGGCUCUGGUGGGGACAGGGCCCCCGCUGGGGCCGCCUCCCCCAAGCUCCCGAGAAUGGGGGUGUGGCGAGCGGUGGAAUCCAAUGGGAGUGUCAAUAAAACUUCCUCACAGACCUCCA